This is a messenger RNA of Theileria annulata, 2982 nucleotides long. RefSeq lists its product as uncharacterized. The coding region runs from base 1 to 2982 and encodes 993 amino acids. NCBI's taxonomy places the organism in Eukaryota, Apicomplexa, Aconoidasida, Piroplasmida, Theileriidae. The transcript has a single exon. The record is from RefSeq and is a predicted model, not a curated record.
AUGGUCCGGUUAGUGCCUCCAUUUUUAAGGAAUAUCAUUGGUUCUCCGGAAGAUAGUCAACACGUGACUGCUAACCAUGACAACAAAACUGAAACUAUAGAAGAAAAUGUAAAUAUUAAUAAAGAGUCAGAUUUAAAUUCAUUUGAGCCCGUAGAUCCGCCCUACUUUAUCAAAGAUGAGCAACUUAAGGGGUUGGUAAUUACAAGUAAUAUCGCAACCAUAGCAUCCAUAGAUUGGGGACCCCCAAAAUUAAACGCUACCCUUCUAGAUGAGCUCGGAAACAGCGGUAAGUACCUGCUGGAUAUUAUUAGAGGGAAUAAAACAACGGUCGAGAAUCUUGAGGAAAUUACCAAAAACAUAAAAAACGUGCCCAAAGUCUAUGAGUCAGACUUCAAUGUUUACCUAAACCAGAUAGAAGAAAUAUAUUCCGAAUGCCCAGAGUUUAACAUUUUAAGGGACAACGUACAGGAAAUUGUCGAAUCGCCUAGUGUAGCUGUAGAGACUAAUAUUGAUAACAUCCCAAGAGAGUAUUUCGAAGAUGACUAUAAUAUUCACGAGAAUGUUAUAUUCAACAAAACUCUGGACGAAAUCCCAGAGUCCAUAGAGUUUCUUGAGUCUCAGCUGAUGCAGAUUAAUACGCAGUUGAGAGAGCUGGUUGGAACACACCUAAAGCACGUCGGGGAGUCCUUUGUGUGCAUUGAGGACCUGAAAAGCUCAUUCUUGAGCAUAAAUGACCAGAUUUCAAAUGUUAGAAGUAUUUUUGAUAAUCUUAAGGGGAUUUACAACUCUCCUGUCAAUUAUAGCUACUUCAAAAACUCAAAGAUAGGCGAGGAUGACAUAACUCCGCCCUCAUCUAAAUCAAUUGAUUCUCAAACAAAUGAAUCUAGGUCGUACACAUUACACGAAGUAUUGAUGUUGAAGAAGAGGGUUUUGGAAGUCUUGGAGUACUUGUACCUGCUGAAAGGCAUAUCUUGCACUCCUGACUACAUUCAGGGAAUUAUCGAGAUUAACAACAUGGCUCUGGCAAGGGUUUUUGCAAGUGUGGCAAUGGAAUACUUUGAGAAUGAUUUGUCAAAGUUUAAGAUUACUAAUUCAGUCCUGCUCGUCUUGAAGGACACAAUUAGUAAUUUAGAACAAGUGGGAGAAGCCAAGUUUAUUGAUUUGACGUUUUUUACACUAACUGAGUGUUACUCUUGUGAUGACUUGGAGAAAUAUGAGAAGGAGUUAAGGCCGACUUUGGAAAAACUAGAACAAGUUUUGGUAGUUUUGACGAUUUCAGGAUCAAUAAGUGACACACUUUCAACGCUUAAGAAUACCCCGAUAAUACCAAUUAACUACUCUACCGAAUCACCAGUUACCAUGGAAACGUUUCAGGAACAACUGGAUAAAGUGCUCAGAGGGUUUGAGCACUCUAACCUGUUUCUACUUCACCUUCUAAAUUCACUAACUUGUGUAUAUCUGUUCAACAAGGAGGGACAGUAUUUGCCAGACUCUUCCAAGUCAAGUGACAUAGGCAGGAAAAUGAUUUUAAAGAUACAAGAUAGCUUCACUGAUGGGAUUAAUCGAGAUUAUCAGAAAAUUGCCGAAACAACACAGUUUUUAAAAACCCAUUUAAAAUUGCCAUUGACCUGUAAAUCUGGUUCCUACUCUGAAAGGUAUUUGGAAAUUUUGAGUGGAUUUGAUUUGGAUGAUGAAAACAGUAGGUGUGAUAGCACUACCAAGACUAUUACUGAUUGUGAUAAUGGUGAUUCUACUAACGAUGAGGAUAGUUGUGUGGAAACCCAAGAUAAAGUAACAAGUGAUUUGUUUGAUUACUACGAAAACCUGUAUUGUGUAAUGGAAGGCGUGUUAGUUAAAGCUUUAGAAAAACUAUUUUCAAAUUUUAAGAUUGAAACACCCAAUGAAGGAGCUGUUACCGAAAUAGAACCUGUAAUGUUAAGCCUUAAGAAGGUAGAGAAUAUCUAUAAGGAAAGCUUAAAAAAUUACAUAAAUUGUCCUAAAACUACUGAAAAAAUGUUAGCUGAGAUUUUAAGAAAUCACCUUAAAUUCCACAAAAUCCAAUGUGAGUUACCUCUGAGUUUUGUGGAAAAGGAUCUGGGUUCAGUUCUGACAGGCGUGUUGUACAAGUAUAUAAGCGCUGAGUCGAAGAAGAAUGUGGAACUAAUAUUUGAGCAAAGUCUGGUCAAGGUGCACGAAAACUUAAACCAAGAAACCUGGGUUGUUUUUGAAAAAUUGGAACUUGAAGGCAAAACCUUUAACCUGAUACAUUCAUCCAUUCUAUUAAACGAGAACUUGGAUGUGUACUUUGGGAUCUCAGAAAAGUUCUCCUUCCUUUCAAGUGCGUCAAUUUCCAAGUCAAUAAACCUUUUCGCCUAUUUUAGCACUUUGAUAGAGAAUGAACUUGAAAAGAAUCUUUGCGUGAAAAAACUAUGCCUCAUCAUUCAGACUCUUGAUUUCUUUACCCUUUCAAUUCCUCUGAAAAUAAGAAACCUCUCAAUCCAUACUCAAAAAACUGGCCAAACAGAAGAAAAUGACACCAAAGACUACGAUUUGUUGUUAGUUCUGGGAAUUAAUGCAGAGAACUGUGUUAUGGAAGCAAAGCUCCUGAGGAAGAAGUCUGCCGAGCUCCUCUCAAACUUCAUUUUUUCUCAGAUCAAAAUCCACUUGAUCAAUUGGGUAUUCAAGUACACAGACCUUCAAGAUAACACACAGUCUGAGGAUCCAACUGAAGAUGUCAACUUGGUGAUGAAAACAAUAUCUGAUUUGUAUUCCGAGUGUUCACAGAUCUUUUCUGUUGAAGAUUUGAGAGAAACCUUUUCAGACUCUUUUGACAAGCUCGUUGAUUUGGCUAAGAAACAAAACCUCGAUUUCACCAAGUUUGAUAGAUUUUCAGACGACUGCUCCAGAAUCAUGACGGAAUUAUCUCACCUCUCGGACAUAAAGCUGGAAAUACUCUCACUCGCUCAUAGACUGUCUAAUUAA